Molecule: messenger RNA, 1640 nt
Organism: Eriocheir sinensis (Chinese mitten crab)
Lineage: Eukaryota; Metazoa; Arthropoda; Malacostraca; Decapoda; Varunidae
Product: potassium voltage-gated channel protein eag-like
Exons: 12
Coding region: 414-1640 (408 amino acids)
Biological process (GO): potassium ion transmembrane transport; regulation of membrane potential
Cellular component (GO): membrane
Molecular function (GO): voltage-gated potassium channel activity
Source: RefSeq, a predicted model, not a curated record
GCUGCCGCUGGAGGGUCGCCCCGCGCUGCCACACUGCUGCUGCUGCUGCUGCUGCUGCUGGUGUUGCUGCUGCGGCCCAGUGACAUUUGGUGCAGUGUUCCCGCCGUGACAGUGCCGGGCCAGCAGUGCCAGCGUGUGUGUGUGUGUGCGUGUGCGUGCCGUUGGGCGCGAGGUGACAGUGGUGACGGGGUGACAGUGUAACAGUGCGAGGCGCGGAGCGGCGGCCAGGACGGUCACGCUGACGGGGGCGCUGACGGCGGCGACGGUGUGACUCCCUCAGCCGGGCAGCAGAUGUUCCCUGCAGGAGGCGGCGGCGGCGGCGGCGGCGGCAUGGCGUGGGGGGCGGUAGUAGGAGUGUGGGCGGGGUGAGUGCGUCCGAGCCGUGACGCCCGCACCCGCCGCGCCCCCCAGCCAUGCCGGGGGGCAGGAGGGGGCUCGUUGCCCCCCAGAACACCUUCCUGGAGAACAUCAUUCGCAGGUCAUCCUCUCAACCUGACUCCAGUUUCCUCCUGGCAAACGCGCAGAUCGUCGACUACCCCAUCGUGUAUUGCAACGAGUCCUUCUGUAAGAUCGCCGGCUACAACAGGGCCGAGGUGAUGCAGAAGUCAUGCCGUUGCAGCUUCAUGUACGGGGAGCUCACGGACAAGGAGACCAUCUCGCGCAUAGAGCAGUGCCUCGAGAACCAACAGCAGGACCAGUUCGAGAUUCUGCUCUACAAGAAGAACCAUACUAAGAUGUUUUUUGGCCCAAGCAAGAGUCAAACAACGGACAGCGGAUUGCCAGGGACCCCACUAUGGCUUCUCCUCCACAUCGCCCCCAUCAAGAACGAGAAGGACAUCGUGGUGCUCUUCCUAUGCACCUUCAGAGACAUCACCGCCCUCAAGCAGCCCAUCGAAGCGGAGGACUCAAGAGCCUCGGACAGCACGGAGAGCUCUGGGGGAAGGCUGCCCACCAAAACGGGCCUCAGCAAGUUCGCCAAGCUGGCCCGCUCCGUCACCCGCAGCCGCUCGGUGCUGGUGACACAGUUCUCCUCGCACCUCCCCGCCAUGAAGGACGUGGCCAAGCAGUCCAACAUCACCCAUAUGAUGAGCCUGAACAGCGAUGUCAUGCCCCAGUACCGCCAGGAGGCACCGAAGACCCCGCCGCACAUCCUCCUCCACUACUGUGCCUUCAAGGCCAUCUGGGACUGGGUGAUCCUGUUCCUCACCUUCUACACGGCCAUCAUGGUGCCCUACAACGUGGCCUUCAAGUACAAGACCUCGGAGGACGUGUCGCUGCUGGUGGUGGACUCGAUCGUGGACGUGAUCUUCUUCAUCGAUAUCGUGCUCAACUUCCACACGACCUUCGUUGGGCCCGGCGGCGAGGUGGUGUCUGACCCUAAGAUAAUACGAAUGAACUAUCUCAAAUCGUGGUUUCUGAUAGACCUCUUGUCGUGCCUCCCUUACGAUGUUUUCAACGCCUUUGACCACGAUGAAGAUGGCAUCGGAUCCCUCUUCUCAGCCCUCAAGGUGGUUCGACUCCUAAGGUUAAGGCGAGUGGUGCGCAAGCUGGACCGCUACCUCAGUGCACGCCGCCAUGCUUGUGUUGCUCUUGUGUUUCUACAUGCUGGUGGCAUACUGGCUCACCUGCAUCUGGUAUAG